This is a messenger RNA of Anopheles merus, 6175 nucleotides long. RefSeq lists its product as uncharacterized. Bases 1481 to 6175 code for a protein of 1564 amino acids. Gene Ontology annotation, molecular function: nucleic acid binding. The record is from RefSeq and is a predicted model, not a curated record. NCBI's taxonomy places the organism in Eukaryota, Metazoa, Arthropoda, Insecta, Diptera, Culicidae. The transcript is spliced from 2 exons.
UCUUUGCAACUGUUAUCGUCGUAGCAAGCGCAGGAGGAGCCCUAGACAGCAUGAAAAUGUCACAGCGAGACUUCGUGCUCGUUGCGCUCCCAUCGAUCCAAAGCCCUUCAAAGCGGGUCCCACUGAUCACCGCUACUAACCGAGCUACUGGAAAAAAAAUACCACUCGAUCCGCCUUACCAAACAUCUCCCAGCGCACUCCAUCCAAUUCCAUUCAAAACAACACAGUAAGAAAUGAUAAAAUUAAUUCCCUCUCUCCUCGCUGGUGGCAAUGUGUCGACUACUGUCGAUGUCGUCCACCCUUCUCGACAACAAGUGGAGUAUAGGGUGUGGGGAAAACAGCGGAAGUGAAUCACAGCUGAGAUGGAUUUAAACGAGAGCAGGAAAGGGAACAUGAACAACAAGUUUAGGAGAGUGAGAGAAAGAGUUGCCACAACGCACAACUUGGUGUGAGCCUUCCUGGUGGUGGUGGUAGGAUCGGACUGACGGCAAGGCAGCAUAAUUUAUUGACGCUAAUAAAUAAGCUCAAUGUAAAUAAUAAUAUCGUUAUCGACUCAGUGCCAGAGGUUAGCAGUUGGGGGAGGGAUGAUAGCCAGCCUCGCCUGUUAGCGCCUAGAUGUAUGCAGAAAUAUAAUAGCAUACAAAUAGCCAUAAUUUUAGUCCAUAACGAUUAGAGUUAGUUAGUGUUAGUGAGAACGCGUACGUCUAUCGAAAUGAUGAAAUAAAUGUUAGAGUCUAAGCUGAACCACCGUAUAGAACACAUCGUCUUUUUUGAUUGAGCUAUUGAACAUUUGGUCCUUCGAGCAAAAGGGAGUAAGCGAGUUGUAAAAAUCGCAAUAGAAUACGGGACACUUAGAUUCUCAUCAAGAUCGCUGCGAUUGUAUCGUUUUAUUUUGCUUGUGCUGAAUCCACGAGAUUGUUUGUGAGUGGAAGAGUGUAGGCGUACGAUUUGCCGGUGCAUGCCUUUAUAUGCGGGUUUUUUUUACGUGAGUGCACAUGAAGUGGCAUAGAGUUUUGUGACUAUUAUUACACUUUUCCGGGAGUCGGCGGCUUAGAGUGCAGAAGUAAACGAACGAUAACAGUGUGUAAGCGUAAUUUUGUGCGUGUACCAUUUUUUUUUUAGCCUUAGCAAUCGUGCUAGCGAUUGUGCGUGUGCGUUAGUUCGGCCAUAGUGUGGGUCCGAGUUACAGAGGUGCGCGUAACUAUAGGUGACGUAAAAUUGGUUUUUUUUUUGUUGAUGGCUAGAAAACUACACACAUUUGUGUUGGAACUGCUCCUGAGUUGAGAUGAGAAGUGUAUUUCGGCCAAUUCGCGGGUCCGAAUGCUAGGAGUGGUAAUAUCGUGUGAAAAUUAGAACAAUUUUAGCGUCGGAAAGAUCGUUGCUAGGACAAUCAGUUUGCGGUUAGUGUGUUUCGGCCAUCGUGACCGAGUUGGCGUCAGUGUUCGCCAUCGCAAUUUGAGGAGUGUCGUUGAACUUUAAAAUGCCGAAAGCAUCGAAAGAAGCAGAAAAAAUGGUGCCGUGGAUAAGAAUUUACCAAGAUCGAUUGGCAGGCCUAGAGCAAUUUGAAGAGUUUAUGGUUAAUUACGUGGAUGCACAACGUUGUGAAUUAAGUAGUCAGCUUUUGUCCUUGGAAGAGGCAAAAAAGACUUAUGAAAGCGUGCGGGAAAAGUUGUUAUUGGAGUAUGAUGAGUGUGAUGAGAUACAGUUAAGAAGUGAGAGGAAGGAGUUUCAAAGAAAAUAUCACAAAGUGAAGGGUUUUCUGUUAGAAAAACAAGGACGAGAUGAAAGUGUACGACCGAUCGCGAACAGUACUAUGACGAACACAAUGUUUUCGAGUUCACAAGUGCGUUUACCGAAAAUAGAGCUUCCUACGUUUAGUGGUGAUAGUACGCAAUGGAUGAGCUUUAAGGAUCGUUUUGAAUCGAUGGUGCACGAGGUGGUGGAGUUGUCUGAGGUUAUGAAGCUGCAAUAUUUACUGGCGUCGCUGAGAGGAGAUGUAGCUCGACAAUUUGAACAUGUUCAACUUGUGGGGGAGAACUAUUCGAGUACAUGGAAGGCGCUUUUGAAGCGUUUCGAUGAUGAAAAGAAGCUGAAGCGCGAGUAUUUUAAGGCGCUCAUGGAUCUUCAACCAAUGGCAGCAGCAACACCCGAAGAGUUGACUCGAAUCGUUAAUGAAUCUCGACGGUUGGUGCGGGGAAUGGAACGACUAAAGGAGCCAGUAUCAAAAUGGGCAACACCUUUAACAAGUCUGGUAAGAUGCAAAAUUCAUCAGGAUACGUUAAUGGCAUACGAAAUCUUUGCAGCUGACAUGGAAGACAAUUUUGAUGACCUGAUGGAAUUCUGUGAAAAGAGGAUAAAGAUCUUGAACAACACCGUUACCGAUGGGACCAACAGAAUAUCUACAAAAGCAGCUAAUGAUCUCAUUUCAAGUCGUGCAGAGAACAACGUGCAGAGAAAGAAGGGAACGAAGCCGAACGCAACUUUAGUAUGUGCGAGCCAAGCACACAAGGCCGUUAUAAAAUGUUGCAUUGUAUGCCAGGGUGAUCAUCCAGUAGCAAGGUGUCCAUCAUUUGAGCGGCUCUCAGGAACAGAACGCCAGGAAGUAGUCAAAAAGAAUGCACUAUGCUUCAAUUGCUUGACUAAAAAUCAUCGAUCUAUUUUCUGCCGUUCAUCAACAAGAUGUGAGAAAUGCAAGGGACGUCAUCAUAUGUUAUUAUGUACUCGUAAUGCCGUUCCAACCCCACCGAGUCGAGAAGAAACCAUAAACGCUACAACGCAUGUAAAGGCUGCCAAGGAGCAGAUGGUCUGGUUGUCGACAGCACGAGUUUUAGUGUGCAAUGAACAUGGCGAGGAGAUGAUUGCUAGAGCAUUAUUAGAUCAAGGUUCCCAGUCAAAUUUUAUCAGUGAGCAAUUAGUGCAGCAGUUGAGACUGAGAAAACGACGACUGGCAAGACCAUUAUCGGGAAUCGCAGCGGUAGAAGUAAAGGCUGUAUCCGUUGUGACAGCAAUCGUCAAGUCACGUGUAGCUGAGUUUGCCGCAACGCUUGAUUGUUUGGUACUACCAAGGGUGACAUCGGAUUUUCCUUUCCGCACGAAAAACACGGAAAGGUGGAAUAUGCCGGUAGGAGUAACGUUAGCGGAUCCAACAUUCUUCCGUAGUGAUAAGAUUGAUAUGCUGAUUGGAGGAGAGCUGUUUGCUGAGCUGUUGCAACAAGGGCAGUUACGUAUUGCCCCACAUUUGCCUAAGUUACUGGAGACGAGUUUUGGUUGGAUAGUCAGCGGUAAAGAAGAGAAUCAGCAUGAUACCAGCAUGAACAACCAGAUGGCAUGUUCCUGCAUCAAUGAAGAAGAAGACUUGAGCAGCUUGUUGGAGAAACUGGUGAGUUUGGAAGCUAUACCUGAAGAUCGAAUUCUUUCCAGCGAUGACCAGGAAUGCGAGAGAUGGUACCAAGAAUCUACCAAACGAACAGAAGAGGGAAGAUACAUCGUUCAGCUUCCAAAGGUCAGUAAUUUUAUGCACAAGCUGGGAGAUUCACGACCAAUAGCUAAGAAACGGUUUACUGCGUUGGAACGUCGUAUGAGGAAUGAUGCAAAUUUGAGCGAAGCAUAUAAAAGGUUCAUGUCUGAGUAUUUGGAGUUAGGACAUAUGAGCAAGGUUUGCUUGUAUGACGAAGACGAGUUGAAGGAAAAUACACCAUGUUUUUAUCUUCCACAUCAUGCUGUGUGGAAAGCAGAUAGUACUACAACUAAAUGCCGAGUGGUUUUUGAUGCAUCUUGUAAAUGCAGGACAGGUCACAGCUUAAAUGAUCUCCUGUUAGCAGGACCUAGGUUGCAAGAGGACAUAGAGCCAAUAUUACUGCGUUUCAGAAUGAAAGCAGUCGCAAUGGUUGCAGACAUUGAGAAGAUGUAUAGACAAGUCCUAGUGUCGGAGAGUGACAGAAGUCUUCAGCGAAUCUUAUGGAGGGAAGAUAGCAGUCGUCCAAUUGCCGUUUAUCAACUGAACACGGUUACAUAUGGAACUACAUGUGCUCCAUACUUGGCAAUACGCACAUUAAGGAAGAUAUUUGAAGACCAUGAGAAUGAAUUUCCAAUGGCAAAGACAUGGUAUGAUGACUUUUAUGUCGACGAUUUGCUGUCAGGAGCAGAAACAGAGGCAGAAGCGAUACACAUUCGUGAUCAAGUGAUAGAAAUGAUGGAUCGAGCAGGUUUCAAGUUGAGAAAGUGGGCAUCCAAUCGUGCAUCAGCUUUAGACGGAUUACCCAAUGAAGAGUUGGCUCAACCUGAACAGAAGGAGAGGAGUCUCGAUACGAAACCCAUAAGCACGUUAGGUUUAACUUGGGACCCAAAGACAGAUCGAUUGAGGGUACGAGUUCCCUGUGUAGAUGUAUCGAAGCCACCGACAAAAAGUCAAGUGAUGGGAAGUAUUGCCAAGAUAUACGAUCCAUUAGGUUUUGUGGACCCUAUAAAGAUGGUGGCAAAACUUUUUAUGCAACGGUUGUGGACGUUGAAGGAGGCAGACGGAUCAAUGUGGCCAUGGGACAAGGAGUUACCAGAAGUAUUGCAGAAGCAAUGGGCUACGUUUUGCAGCCAUUUGGGAGAGUUGAAUAACGUAAGUGUUCCACGAUUUACCAAUCCUACGAUGAGUGACAAUUUACAAUACCACAUUUUCUGUGAUGCAUCGGAGAAAGGAUAUGGGGCAUGUGCGUAUUUGAGGUGCAAGACAGAAGAAGUAUGUGUGGCUAAUCUGCUUGUAUCUAAGUCCAAGGUGGCGCCUCUCGCGAAACGACUUACAAUUGCAAGACUGGAGCUUUGUGCAGCAUUGUUGGCGAGCAACUUAUACAAUUUUAUUAGAAAAGCGAGAUUGCCGGAAGCACCAUGCUAUCUUUGGACGGAUUCGAUGACCACAUGGUAUUGGAUCACCUCACCUCAUCAAGGUUGGAAAACGUUUGUGGCAAAUAGGACGGCAAAAAUCCAGUCUCUUACUAAAGGAUGCCAGUGGAGGCAUGUCCCAGGCAUUGAAAAUCCCGCGGAUUUGGUAUCGAGAGGAUGUCAGCCAGCAGCCUUAGUGGAGUGCCAGCUAUGGUGGUCGGGGCCAUCGUGGCUAAUAAAAAAUGAAGAUGAGUGGCCAAGAUCAGCAUGUACUAAACCAGCAGAAGCGACAGAAGAAGAGAGGACAACAGCUGCAUUGGUGUCAACUGAAGUUCAGAGUGGUUGGGAUGAACUCUUUUCUAAAUAUUCUACAUACAGUAAACUUCGUCGAGUUGUGGGAUACUGUGUACGGUUUUUAGACAACGUAAGGAAAGGCUCCAAAACGAAGAAGAGAGGGCUUGUGAUUGAACGUCUUACUAGCGAGGAAAUACAAGAGUCAGAAAAGAUGCUGUGUAGAAUGGCACAAAUGGAUGGAUUUGCCCAAGAGAUGAAGGAGUUGAAAGCCGGAAGGGGAGUGGCCCGUUCCUCAGCAGUACGAGUAUGUGAUCCAUGGAUUGAUGAGGAAGGUCUGAUGCGCGUGAAUGGCAGACUACGGCAUGCGGAAACAAGCCAUUCGAUGAAGUACCCGAUAAUCAUUCCGAAAGGACAUAUGUUGGCAAAAUUGCUGGCAUACUAUUGCCACAUAAAGUAUCAUCAUGCAGGCCCACAAAUGAUGCUAUCUACAUUGCGUCAGGAAUUUUGGAUCAUCGGUGCAAGGUCAGUGGUCAAGACGAUUUAUAAUCGGUGCAUUAGAUGUUUUAGGUGCAACCCGAAAUCUACUGAACAACCGAUGGGAGAUUUGCCGAAAUGUAGAGUUUCCCAAGCAAAGCCGUUUGCAGUAUCUGGUGUCGACUAUUGUGGUCCAGUGUUCUUGAAGGGGAGCCAUCGGCGAGCAGCUCCAGUGAAGGCGUUUAUUGCAGUGUUUGUGUGUUUUGUUACACGCGCAGUACACCUGGAAUUGGUGUCCGACCUAAGCACACCAGCGUUUCUGGCAGCAUUACGGAGAUUUAUCGCUAGAAGAGGAAAGGUAACGGAAAUUCAUUCUGACAAUGGUACCAACUUCAAAGGAGCAGCGAAUGAGUUGAAUAAGUUGUAUGAGCUCUUCAACUCUACUGAUCAUCAACAAAGUAUUUGGGCCUGGACAUCUGAACAGCAGAUUCUGCCUGGACAUCUAAGACGAUGUGUUCUAUACGGUGGUUCAGCUUAG